Molecule: messenger RNA, 656 nt
Organism: Mauremys reevesii (Reeves's turtle)
Lineage: Eukaryota; Metazoa; Chordata; Testudines; Geoemydidae
Product: vitelline membrane outer layer protein 1-like
Exons: 3
Coding region: 23-601 (192 amino acids)
Source: RefSeq, a predicted model, not a curated record
CCUGAGUCCGGGCGUGGCCGCGAUGCAGCUCGGUGCCCUGCUCUGCCUGCUGCUGGCCCCAGGGGCCAUGCUGGGGGGACAGGCCAAGGCGCCCCCCUCCCGGCCCUACAACCAGGUCCUGGUGCUGCCCAACGGGGCCCCGCGGGGGGAGUGGGGGCCCGUGGAGAUGUGCCCCGAGGGCAGCUACGCCAACGGCUUCGCCACCAAGGGCGACGCGCCAGGGGAGGACGAGACGGGGCUGAAUGGGAUCCGUCUGCACUGCUCCGACGGCACCACCGUCCAGUCCAGCGUGGGAGCGUGGGGCAGGUGGCAGGGGGCCCGGUACUGCCCCCGGGGCUACCUUCGCGCCUUCUCGCUGGGGGUGCAGCCGCGGCAGGACGCCGGGGACGACGUGGCCGCCGCCGGCCUGCGCGUGGCCUGCUCCGACGGGGAGCUGCUGGCCGGCCACGCCGGGGACGCCGGGGGCCGGGAGGGGCCCUGGAGCCGCCCCUGCCUCUCCGGCUCCGUCUGCGGCCUCCAGACCCGAGUGGAGGAGCCGGGGGGCCAGCGGGGGGACCGUGCGGCCCUCAACGACGUCCGUCUCUUCUGCUGCCCGCCCUAGGGGCCCCCCCCAUGGGGGCGCCUGCCCAUUAAACCUGGCCCAGGGCCUCUUCCCA